Messenger RNA from Cannabis sativa, 3346 nucleotides. RefSeq lists its product as uncharacterized. The coding region runs from base 150 to 3020 and encodes 956 amino acids. The transcript has 5 exons. The record is from RefSeq and is a predicted model, not a curated record. NCBI's taxonomy places the organism in Eukaryota, Viridiplantae, Streptophyta, Magnoliopsida, Rosales, Cannabaceae.
AUUUUUCUUUUUUGUAACACAGUCCGUACAACGCUCGGUUCGUAAGAAUUUCCAGACUUAGAAGUAGGGAAAGGACUCAUUUUCCUCUUUCGUCUUCAUUUUCUUUCUUCUUUUUCUCUCUACCCAAACAAAACAACUCUCUUGAAGCAAUGGAAAACCAACAACUUCAAAAACACGAUAUUCAUGGAAAUUAUGUUUGUCAAAAAUGUGGAUGGCCAUAUCCAAAGCCACAACCAAGUUCCAAACACAGAAGAGCACACAAGAAGAUCUGUGGAACUAUUGAAGGUUACAACAAGGUUGUUGAUAUGGAAGGAAGUGUUCAUUCAACUAUUUCUGAUGAUGUAGAAGAUCACAACAAAACCCCUACUCCAUUUGAGAAGGGUAAUGGAAGAACAAGGUCAUUAAACAACAAAACAGAAGAUGAUGUGUAUUCUGAUGCUGCAACCGAAUUUUCAGAAGGAGGACUUUAUUAUGCUGCAGUGACUCAAGAUCAAGGUGGUGCUGCGAAAUCGGAUACUAAUGUGGAAAAGAUGAUCCAAUCCUCUGAUGAUACCUUAGUUGUUGCUGAGAGCGUUAAACCUCUGGACGGUAUUGCUAGUUCGGUGAUGGAUUCUUCUACAGAUUCCCAGAAUGAAGAUUCAGUUCUUAGUGUUAAUAGAAAUGUUUCGGUUGAUGACUUGCAUACUGUGAAGUCAGAAACACAGAAAGAUGUAGCGGUAGAGAUUGAAAAGGUUGAUGGCUCUUUAUCGUUGUCUGAAAAGGGGACCGAUGUGGAGGUAGAGAAAGACAAUUAUUUAGAUAGCAGUGCUGUGCAAUUUACGAUCUCCCCUACUAAUGUAGAUGCCGAAACAACUGGGGUCAUGUCCAAGUCGGGUGAAACUGUUAUGAGUUUAGAACCUGUCCCAAUUAUCCCCGAUGAGGGUCUUGUUCGGGUGGAAGGAAAGCUUACUGAUGUUUCUACUGAAGUUGAACAUGUUAAUGCUUCUGAUGAUACUACCAAAACUACAGUGGAUAGUGCAGAAGGAGUAGAUUACACGUAUUUUGGUGAUUUAAUCGAGAAGGGAGAAGUUGAUGAUAAUUUACUUGUUCUUUCUGUUCCAGAUGACAUACAUGUAGUUGAUAAUUCUGAACUACUGCUUGAGGAUUUUAAAGAUCACAAAGCUUUGAAGACAGGUCUUGAUUUGGAGAAUAGCCAAAGUGAAGACAGUGUGGCUUUUGUUUCGGACAGACAUGUUUUGGAAGAUAGUGUGGAACUGGAUCACAGUCGAAGUGUGCCAAUGGUUAAAGAUGUGGCAGCUGAAGAGGAAGUUAAUUUGUCCGAGGUCACGGGCAAAGUCACUGAAAGCCAAAGAUUAGAUGAAAAAGGAACCCCAUCAGAUUUCGUGAUGCCUCCUAUGGAUAAAACCUUUUCGGUCUCUUCUGUUGAAGAUUCAGUUAUUGCUUCGGGCAAUGAAGGAAUAGUUCAAGCAUCCCACUUACCUGGUGUGAAUGGUCAUGAAAAGGAUUCCACUCAUGGCGAAGGAGGUAGAGAGGAUGAUGAUGAUACUACGAGCCAUGUAACUGCUGCUGAUGCUGGCUAUGAAAAAAUCGAAUUUGGAAAGGAUGAUUUGGCUGGAGAUGCUGGUGAUCCUGUUACUACUCCACAUGUGAUCGAUGAAACUGUAGUUGCCAGCAGCAAUGGUGUUGCAAAAGAAAGUUUCUCGGGGCACACAGUAGUUAAUCCUGAAUCCGCUGAAAAGGUUCCCGAGCUUCAAAUUAACUCGGAAAACAACUUACAGAAAAGAGAUUAUGAGAAGCUUGAGACAGAGGACUAUGUAGGUGGAGUUGACAAUAGUGAGGCUCCUACUAAGGAAAGUUGCUCGGUGCAUGCUGUAGCUUUUCCCGAAACUGCUAACAAGUCCUUUGAUGGUAGUGAUAAUAAUGGUUUCGAGAAUGAUGGUAUUCAGAAGUCUGUUGAAGAUGGAGUUAAAAGCAAGGAAGAACCUGUAGAAGAACACCUAUCGGUGCAGCCAAAAGCAAUGGUAGUCGGGUCUGUAGAUGAGUCUUCAGUCGUUGUACCUGCAGCAGAUUCGAGUAGUGCUCGUACUGCAGACAGUGUGGAUGUCAUAGUGGCUUCGGAUACACUUCAAGAGACGACUGAAGAUAAACUCGAUGGAAAUGAGAAUGUUAAGGAACCAACAACAACUCAUUCUGCCUUGGAUGUGAAGUCAUCCAUCAAUAAUUCAACCGAAAUUGAUGAUAGCUCUACGAGAGCAUUUGAUGCCACGUCGGGGCAUGGUUCUGAAUCUUUCCAAGAAGGAAUUGACAAACAACUCCUGGCUGGAUCUGUAACUGAUUUAUCAGCUGAUUCAAUUAGCCAAACUGACAGUUUGGAGGGAAACUGGGGAUCUGUUUCGGUACUUUCUAUACAAUCAGAUGCACAAGCUGUUAUUGAUACCGAAACAUUACCAUCAACCGAAUCCCAAGCGAUAAUUGGAGAGAAAACAGACUCAAAACCUGUUUCUUCUGAAGGACAACAUCAAGACAAAUCAGAGAUGUUUGAGCCACCAUCUUUCAUGACAUUGGUUGAACCUGUGAGCGUCGGGAAUGGCCAAAAAGCAGCUACUGCAGCCGAAAUCCAGACAGGACAGAACUCACAGCAAGCCGGGUGGUUUCCUUCGAUCACUCAAGUAGUAAAUGAAUCGCCAGGGAGAAAGAAAAACGAAGAGAUCAUUGCCAAGGUAACAAACUGGAGCACAGGUAAACAACAACACACUCCUUUGAAAAACCUCUUGGGCGAGGCCUCGAUUGAGACAAGAGCAAAGUCACCAAACCGAAAAGAGAAUGUAGCAACAACAACAACAACAACAGUAAACUCUAUUCUGGCACCCGAAUCACCCCUAGGCCAUGCUGGUGCUGAUAGAGAGAUCGGUAAAGAAUGGAACUCGCCUGCAAGGUAUCCCACCGAGAUCAAAAGAGAAAAGAGGAAGAGUAGACCAUAUUGGGCACAGUUUGUAUGCUGCUCGUCCUCGGUUCAUUAGAUUCUUUAACCGCCAUUGAUGUUGAAGUUUGUGCUGGUAAAUUUUCAUGUCAUGAUGCAAAAAUCUAGUCUUAGGAGGGUACAUAAAAAUGUUAAAUUUCUCUCUAUAAUUCUUAUUGUUGUUAUGUUUGUUUGUUUGUAUAUGGUGUGUGUGACAUUUUAGUCAAAUGGGGUUAGUAUUAGGUGGUUUGGUUAUGGCUUUGGCUUUGGAUUUGGAUUAUUAUUGUGUGAGACAUUAUUAGCUUAGAAUUACUGUGUAAUCAUUUCUCUUUGAUAUGUAAGAUUUUUAUAAACUGGCUAUGAAUUUUAAUUUCUUAUUUCUCUCAA